GGAGCAACAAAACGAUUUUAAAAAAGCAAGUCGUCAAAAUAAAAAAUAAACAUCAUUAAUCAUUUUGUUACUGUGAGCUGAAAACAUAAAUAGUAUUUAACACUAUUAUCAAAUUUUCAACAGUAAGUAUCGAAAUGGAGGAAAGUCCUUCAAAUUCAACUCUAGCUCGUAAAACGAAAAUUUGUGGAUUAUGUGAAGCAAACGUAAGCAAAUAUUGUUGCCCUCGCUGCGAUGUAUUAUACUGCUCAUUAGAUUGUUACAAAUCGGAUAAACACUUAGAAUGCUCGGAAAGUUUUUACCGAGAUUGCAUCAACGAAGAACUUUCCUACCAACACGCAGAUGAGGGCUCACGACACCAAAUGAUCGAUAUUCUGAAACGGAUGAAUGAAAAUAAUGAGUCCCUGGAAGAUUUACAACCAGGUGAUGAGGAUGCAAAUGAUGAUGAUUUUGACUCGGAUGAUAAUGACGAAGUCGAUUUAGAAGAAAGAAUAAAAAAUUUAGAUUUGAAUGAUGCUGAUGCUCUUUGGAACGUACUGACGGAUGAUGAAAGAAAUGAGUUUGAAGCAUUGUUAAGUAAAGGUGAUGUUGGUUCCAUAAUGCCACAGUGGGAGCCCUGGUGGGUUGGAAACAAGGAAAAAAAGUUGGUUAAAGAUAUGGAUGAGUGUAAGGAUGAAUUGAGUAGGUGUCCAGCAAUAAUAGAAGUCCCAAAAUUAAACACACUUACUAACAUCAAGCCAUCACCAGCAAUCAUUUUUAACAUAACAAAUGUGCUGUCCUCUUAUGUGUUUGUAAUCAGAUACUUCAAUGGAGAAAUAGAACCUGUUGAAGGAGUUUUAUGUUUAUUGAACAUUUGUGCUAAUUUGGACACCAACACAAAUUUUGAUGAUUUUGCCACUGCAGUGGAGUCAGUUGCACAAAAGUGUCUUCAGAGUGAGCUAAUACAAACUGAUGAAAUCAGCUUAAAUGUUAUGAAGCAUGAUACACAUCUUAUACUAGAAGGGCCAAGUGACGAUAACAAGAAAUAUUAUUGCCAAGCAGCAUUAUCACAUUUGAGUAAAAUAUUUAGUGAUGCAAAGAAAGCGGAAAAACUAAAUAAAAAAGAUUCAGACAAAGGUAAAGAUGUUAACAGGUUUUCAAAGAAGUUUCCAGAACACACACAAAGUCAUUUGCCUAAACUAGAUGUAAGCAAAGUAAAGAAAUGUAUGAAGAAAGUGGAAUAUUACUUGUCAUAUAUAGAAAGUUAUGGUAUGAAUAUGGAAUAAAUAUUAUAUACCAUGCAUAUGAA
This is a messenger RNA of Manduca sexta (tobacco hornworm), 1285 nucleotides long. RefSeq names its product zinc finger HIT domain-containing protein 2. The record is from RefSeq and is a predicted model, not a curated record. The transcript is spliced from 4 exons. Lineage: Eukaryota; Metazoa; Arthropoda; Insecta; Lepidoptera; Sphingidae. The coding region runs from base 135 to 1262 and encodes 375 amino acids.